AUGAUUAUACCUAUCCAUGGACCAAAUGGAGAAGUGAGUGAAUGGCUAAUGAUUGAGUUACAAGGUGAUGUUUUGAGUAAAACAAAUAGUCCAUUAGCAGGGAAAAAUUUAGGCGAUCUUCAUUUUUCACAAGAGAAUGGCGAUCCAGUUCUCCUUAUUGGUCAUCAUGUACUUUUCGGGAAAGUAGUUGCUCUUGAAAAGCCUAUGCUUGUCACAAAAAGAAACACCACAUCGGGAAGCUUACAGUAUGAUAUCGUUUCUGUUAUUCGGCGUAAAUUAUUGUUUAAAACACGACCUAAACCGAUCAUCUCAUGUGCUUCCAAAAAAGUUUGAAAGAGCUAAUAGUAUUUUACAGAUUGACAUAAAUUAUCAUGUAAAUAUAUC
This is a messenger RNA of Schistosoma bovis, 384 nucleotides long. Lineage: Eukaryota; Metazoa; Platyhelminthes; Trematoda; Strigeidida; Schistosomatidae. The record is from the annotation of a GenBank genome assembly.